This is a messenger RNA of Sitodiplosis mosellana (orange wheat blossom midge), 921 nucleotides long. RefSeq names its product odorant receptor 4-like. NCBI's taxonomy places the organism in Eukaryota, Metazoa, Arthropoda, Insecta, Diptera, Cecidomyiidae. Gene Ontology annotation, molecular function: olfactory receptor activity; odorant binding. Gene Ontology annotation, cellular component: plasma membrane. The transcript has 7 exons. Bases 1 to 921 code for a protein of 306 amino acids. Gene Ontology annotation, biological process: sensory perception of smell; detection of chemical stimulus involved in sensory perception of smell. The record is from RefSeq and is a predicted model, not a curated record.
AUGUCGGCUCAAACAAUAUCGUUUGGUCCGUUGCUUUCGGUAUUGUAUGGCGUUUUUAAGAGUGACUAUCAUUUUCGCUAUCCAUGUGAAGUGGUGUAUUUGUUACGCGAAGAGUCUAUGUUCGAGUAUAUCGUGUUAUUUCUGUAUUCUGCGCUGAAUAUUCAAUUGAAUGCCGCAUUUCUAUUUGUUGCUGAUGCCGGUUUCUUUGGAAUCAAUUUAUAUUUAGUAGCUGCAUUUGAAAACUUGGCCGAUGAUUUCCGCAAAAUUGAACGGAUUGACUCAAACAGCGUUUCGACUAAAGCGAGAAAUCAAAAAGAAAAGUUUGUGAAUUGCGUCAAUUUCCAUCGUAAUUUAUUACGGUUGACAGACGAACUUCAGAACCUCUACAGUCCAAUCAUAUUCUUUCAAUUUCUCAUGAGCUGCUUACAAAUUUGUGCUAUUACGCUGGAACUCAUAUUGCACGAACACAUUACACUGGAUCGAUUUGUACAAGUUUUACCCGUUUACCCAACGAUUUUAGCCAUUUUAUUCAUUUACUGUUAUUUUGGAAACGAACUCUCGGCUAAGGCCAGUGAAGUAUCAAUGACCGUUUACAAUGCCGAAUGGUAUCACUAUCCAUUGACGUUACAGAAGCUAACGCCGUUGAUUAUCCAACGAGCUCAAUGUCCUGUCAUCAUUGAUGGAUUUAAACUGUUCUCUUGUACACUCGAAAAUUAUGCCAAGAUUGGUGUUGCGGUAAGUCCAGACGGAUUCUCCCGACGGAACAGCAACAACGAUUCAAUAUUUCUAUUGAAUCUACUGGGCUUUGAUACGCUUUCAUUACACUUUUUGUCUUUACUUGAGAGUUUUUUUCCGUCAUUUUUUUCCUUCAUCAUAGAAAACACCUCAGGAAAAAGAAAAAAAAAUGUGUGUUUAGGCUGA